Messenger RNA from Myotis myotis, 1527 nucleotides. It is a transcript of the gene FGF18, whose product is annotated as fibroblast growth factor 18. Lineage: Eukaryota; Metazoa; Chordata; Mammalia; Chiroptera; Vespertilionidae. Gene Ontology annotation, molecular function: growth factor activity; type 2 fibroblast growth factor receptor binding; type 1 fibroblast growth factor receptor binding. The transcript is spliced from 5 exons. Gene Ontology annotation, biological process: positive regulation of cell population proliferation; positive regulation of gene expression; fibroblast growth factor receptor signaling pathway. Gene Ontology annotation, cellular component: cytoplasm. The record is from RefSeq and is a predicted model, not a curated record. The coding region runs from base 529 to 1152 and encodes 207 amino acids.
GAGAGACGCGGAGGAGGAGACAUGAGCCGGCGGGCGCCCAGACGGAGCGGCCGUGACGCGUUCGUGCAGCAGCCGCGCGCUCCAGCCCUGGAGCGCUGACCCCUGGCCCCGCGCAGCCCCGCGCCCCGGCCAGAGAGCGCACCCUGCUUCCAGCCCCGCCACGCAUGCUGUCCCCGGAGUGAACCGGACAGCCAGUUUCCCGUGGACGCCCGGACGGCCGGCCGGCCGGCAGUGAGCAAGCUUCCCCGCACCGGCUGGGCGCCUCCUGCAUAGCGGCGGCCGCCCCGCAGCCCCCGCGCCAGCCCGGAGGGCGCAGCGCUCGGGAGGAGCCGCGCGGGGCGCUGAUGCCGCAGGGCGCGCCGCGGAGCGCCCCGGAGCAGCAGAGUCUGCAGCAGCAGCAACCGGCGAGGAGGGAGCAGCAGCAGCGGCGGCGGCGGCGGCGGCGCCGGCGGAGGCGCCCGGUCCCGGCCGCGCGGAGCGGACAUGUGCAGGCUGGGCUAGGAGCCGCCGCCUCCUCCCCGCCCAGCGAUGUAUUCAGCGCCCUCCGCCUGCACUUGCCUGUGUUUACACUUCCUGCUGCUGUGCUUCCAGGUACAGGUGCUGGCGGCCGAGGAGAACGUGGACUUCCGGAUCCACGUGGAGAACCAGACGCGGGCUCGGGACGAUGUGAGCCGUAAGCAGCUGCGGCUGUACCAGCUCUACAGCCGGACCAGCGGGAAGCACAUCCAGGUCCUGGGCCGCAGGAUCAGCGCCCGUGGCGAGGACGGGGACAAGUAUGCCCAGCUCCUAGUGGAGACAGAUACCUUCGGCAGUCAAGUCCGGAUCAAGGGCAAGGAGACGGAGUUCUACCUGUGCAUGAACCGGAAAGGCAAGCUGGUGGGGAAGCCCGACGGCACCAGUAAGGAGUGCGUGUUCAUCGAGAAGGUCCUGGAGAACAACUACACGGCCCUGAUGUCGGCCAAGUACUCCGGCUGGUAUGUGGGCUUCACCAAGAAGGGGCGGCCGCGGAAGGGCCCCAAGACCCGGGAGAACCAGCAGGACGUGCACUUCAUGAAGCGCUACCCCAAGGGGCAGGCGGAGCUGCAGAAGCCCUUCAAGUACACCACGGUGACCAAGCGGUCCCGGCGCAUCCGCCCCACGCACCCCGGCUAGAGGCACAGCGGACUGCACCAGAGGAAUAUUUUUACAUGAAAAAGAAGGAAGAAGCUCUAUUUUUGUACAUUGUGUUUCAAAGAAGACAAAAACUGAACCAAAACUCUUGUGGUGGUGGGGGAGGAAGGGGGGACGAUAAGGAUUGUUGACUUGAACCCCCCCGCCCCCCCCAUCCCCACCCCCCGCCGAUGACAAAGACUCACGUCACGCAAAGGGACUGUUGUCAGCGCACAGGUGCUUGUCUCUCUCAGAACAGACAACUCUAAACGCGUCCCCGGAGGAGGACUUGAAUGAGGAAAACGACACUCUGAGAAACCAAAGUCCUUUUUCCCAAAGGCUCUGAAAGCAAAAGAAAAAAAAGCAAAAAAAAAAAAA